Molecule: messenger RNA, 6332 nt
Organism: Pogonomyrmex barbatus (red harvester ant)
Lineage: Eukaryota; Metazoa; Arthropoda; Insecta; Hymenoptera; Formicidae
Biological process (GO): proteolysis
Cellular component (GO): extracellular region; membrane
Molecular function (GO): protein binding; serine-type endopeptidase activity; chitin binding
Source: RefSeq, a predicted model, not a curated record
UUUCUAUCUUACAUAUACGUAAGCAUACGUCUCAAACUGAGGAGGAGAACUUUUCUUCUCUCUCUCUUUUCGUUUCGUUAUCUACAUCUUUUGUUGAGAUGAACCUCGACCUCUCUGGCUGAUAAUCCUCCGGUUUCUCCUUCGAUUUCCUUGAAUUCGGAGCACUUGUUUCUUCAAGUAUAUCAGUAUCUGCUUUUGAGUGGAACGGGAUAGAUUAGCAUUUCAGGCGCCUACGGUUUUAGAGAGAGAGACCCAAGAAUCAGUAUAGUAUGAUGUUCAGUGUGUAUCGUGGAAAUAUCGAAGAUGACAUUGUGUUUUGAUCAUUUCUUCGUUGCGUUCCUCUUCAUUUAUAUUGCUGCUUUUUCUUCCGCGAUCUACGAUCCAAGAGCGACAACUACGAAACCGCCGGAACGUCGUGAAUCAGUGCUUCCUUGGCAUUCGACCGAGACAGAAUCGUACGUUCAAACAACAUUACGUUCUCCAAAAUGGUAUCAAUCACAAGACAACGUUACAUCCAAACCUAGCACAAAGAAUUGGAGUUCUUGGCGAAAAGCUCCAAAUAGCGAAAUUGAACAAAGAACGCAAAUUGAUACACAGGAUUACAUUUCUAAACAAAUUCCUGAACAAAUUUCACAAAAGAUCCCAGAACAACACCAUAAUUUCGAAUUUGAUCAGUUGAAACAAGAAGAAAAUCUAAAACCUCCUUCGGAAUAUGAUUUUACUUAUUUCGAUAAAAAUUAUAAUCAUUUUAAACACGAAUCAAAAUCGAAUGAAAAUCGCGUUCAGUUUCCAAACGAAAUUGAGUUUGAAUAUAAACAUCCACCGAGAAAUGAUGAAACUAAACAAACCCACAUAUUUCAGAACGAAAAUUUGUACGAAGGCGUGGCUAUUGACAGCACGAAACCAAGAAAGGAAAACAUACUUCUUUCACAAAAAUCGCAACAUAAAGUGGCUCGAUAUAAUCCUCAAUUAGGUAUUCAAUGUCCUGACAACAAUUCGACAGGACAAUUUGUUUAUCCGCUAGAUUGCAAAUUUUUCGUCAAUUGUUGGAAGGGUCGCGCAUUUGUUCAACCCUGUGCUCCUGGUACUCAUUUUAAUCCUGAUACCCUGGAAUGCGAUUUUCCACACAAAGUAAAAUGUUACGAGGAUGAAUUCGCCAAGUUCAAAGAAUCAGAUUCUGAAUUCCAAGUUAAUCGAAAAUCGCAAAAAUUACAAGAACCGAAAUGUCCACCUUUUUUGACUGGUUUAUUGCCGCAUCAUGGAGAUUGCACAAAAUUUGUACAAUGCGCGCAUGGUGUAACUUAUAUUAUGAAUUGUGGUCCUGAAACAGUUUUCAAUCCUGUUAUUGGGAUAUGCGAUCGGCCCGAAAAUGUCAAAGGUUGUGAAGACGCUUUUAAAUUUGAUAAAAGUGACAAAUUUUCACCUCCAAAUUUAAACUUUGGACACGAUAAGGCAAAAUAUAUUGAAGUAAAAAUUUCAUGUCCUACGGAUUUUACGGGAUUUUUACCUCAUCCGGAAACGUGCAAAAAGUUUCUUCAAUGUACAAAUGGUAUUACUUAUAUAAUGGAUUGUGGUCCGGGAACAGUUUUCAAUCCUGUUUCUACGGUUUGUGAUUGGCCCUACAAUGUGCCCAGUUGUAAAACAGAUAAAUUCGGUGAUAAAGUACACAAAAUAGAAGACAGUACUUGGGUUCGAUUUGAUAGAAUUGACGAUCAUAAAACUCAUAAUUCUCGUGCUUAUGUUUCUCGACCGGAAUAUAGUACGACAAUAAGUACGGUACUUAAACCAACUUGGAGACCAUUUAUGACAAGUCAAUCCUGGAUACCAACACGGACAACUCCGAGACCACUUUAUAAUCGUUAUGAACAAACUGUAAAUUAUCAUAAUCGUUAUCAGUCACGUCCAGUGGAAGAAAACCAAUACCAAGAUUAUACAUCACAUCAUCCAGAAUGGACGUCAAGUAGUAAAAAUUUCGAACAACCUUCUGAUAGUAAUUAUAAAUUUCAAAAUCACUCGACUAGGCAAUGGGCGAGAGAUUAUAGAACUGGUCAAGAUUCACAACAACCUAAUCAUCCAGGAGGAUCAUGGUCAGGUGACAUAAAUCAAGAUCGUCGUUAUGGUCAUGAAUAUUAUCUUCCCGGUCAACAUUAUCACUAUCAUCAUCAUCAUCAUUAUUAUGGAUCUACAUCGAAUCCACCAGCGAAUCCAAGUUGGAACUCAAGUAGUCCUAUUGCUACUAUUGGUAAUCGAAAAUAUGAUCACGGAUAUCACGAAGUUUAUACUUCAAACGCAAGUGAUGGUCAUUGGCGUCCCGAUCACGAUCAUCAUUAUAAUCAUCAUUACGUUGAACAUGCUACAUCGAGUGAAACAGACCAAAAGCAAUUUCAACCGUAUUUUCCUACUAAGGAACACAAUGAAGAUGAUACACAGUUUUAUAGCAAACAUAACAAAACAUCAUUUUAUGCCCCUGUUGAUGAUAAUUUGCCAUCAAGUCGAAGAAUCGAUCAUGAUCACUUGCUCCCAAAUAGGCAAGAUCAUAGCGGGACGAAUCCUAGACUUCAUCAUCCCGGCUUCAAUAAUACUUCUCCACUCGUUGGAAAUGUUUUCUUAAAUAGUGAUAAUAAAUUUGCUGCGAACCAAAACGGAUCGCUACAAAAUGGACUAUCUUCUCCUUGGGCAGGACAAGAAAAUAUCGUUUGGAAUCAACAUAAUGGAUCUCGUUUCAAACCGAAUACGCGGCAUGAUCAACAAAAUCAAGAAGUACAGACGGAAGUUCGAACACGUCCAUGGCAUCAAGAAGAAUCUCCGUUCCCAGUUUAUUAUGUGCAGCCAGUGCAUCCAUUAACACACUCAAAAAGAUUUGAUCACUUAACACCUAUAUCUGGUCAGACUGUUCGUUUGAGAAAUGGCUCUGGGCCUAAUAAUGGUUACGUUGAAGUACAAGGAAUAUUGCCUGGUUGGGGCAUUGUGUGUGAUUCAAGAAAUAGUUGGACUUUAAAGGAAGCUCAUAUUUUGUGUAGACAAUUGGGAUAUAUCAGAGGCGCAGAAAUGGCUUGGCAAGGCAGAAAUAAUCGCAGUAAUAUGCCAACUUGGAUUGCUGCGAAUACUGUAACAUGUCAUGGCAAUGAAACCAGAUUUCAAUCAUGCAAAUUCACGCAUAAUCAAGAGUGCCGUGUAGAUAGAGAUGCAAUCGGUGUACGAUGCGUCUCCAAUCGUGUCGCGCAUUGUCGCAAGGACGAAAUUCCUCACAAUGGACAUUGCUACUAUUUAGCUGAUCCUAGUAGCGGACUUAAUCAUGCUGAAGCAUUAGACCACUGUAAACAAAGGAAUGCACGACUCAUCGACAUCACUAAUCAAGCGGAGAAUAACUUUGUUUCGGAGUGGCUGUUGCAAUCCCAUCCGAAAGUUAGCUCGAUUAUGACUUCCGGCUUUGGUUUCGCUACCAUGAAUCGUAGCUUGUGGCUGUGGGCGGACUCCACUCAUGCGAAAUUCAAAUUUACAAAAUGGUGGCCUGGAUGGAUGAAUGAUACCUUACAACCACCAUGGGUGGGUUCUCGUCCUCUUUGUAUCGUAAUGAAACGGAAAUUUCCAUGUCACGAACGACCCGAGUCAAUAUGUAACACAGAUUAUUUCUUCUGGGAUACUGAAGAUUGUGCAACUACUUCAAAAGGGCAUUCUUUCAUUUGCAAGAGGCCAUAUGAUGAUAUCGGUUGCGUUUAUGGGAAAGGAAAUCAAUACACUGGUAAAGCUAACGUAACAGUAUUAGGAAAUAAAUGUCUUUCAUGGGCUGACGAAAGAAUCGCACAUCAAUUACGCAUAAAUGUUGUCAAUGAACAAAUUCGAGAAAAGCUGAAAACACAUAACUAUUGUAGAAAUCCCAAUCCGAUAAAGGAAUCAAGACCAUGGUGCUUCAUUGAAAAUGGGGAACGUGAAUAUUGUGAUAUUCCUGCCUGUGGAAAUAUUGAUUCAAAACGAUCGAUGUUAACUGGGCAAUGCAAGCCUAAACAUUUUGAAUGUACACCAGGAGAGUGUAUUCCAUCUCCAUGGGUUUGCGAUGGAGAAGAGGAUUGUACAAAUGGAGCUGAUGAAAGAAAAUGUAUAAUGGAUCUCAAUCUCUUUGAAAAAUCCGCGAAACAUAAACUUGACGGCUACGAUGUGGAGAAAUGGUUAAAUACACCUUUGAAAACUUGUGCUUUAAGAUGCAAAGAAGCUGAUUUUACUUGUCGCUCAUUUAAUCACAAAUCGGAUGGCAAUGUGUGCUUAUUGAGUAACAGUAAUAUCGGCUUGACUGGUGCACUCAAACCUGAUAAGGAAUUUGAUUAUUAUGAAAUGCGAGAAAGAAGCGUGAACUGUGAUGGCAUGUAUAUUUGCAAUAAUCACAAGUGCAUAAAUCAAACAAAAGUUUGCGAUGGCAAAAACGAUUGCAAUGAUCGCAGCGAUGAAAGUAUUUGCACAGCUGAAAAUUUUGAUUACAGUAUCCGUUUAGCUGGAGCAAAUAACAGUUACGAGGGCCGAGUAGAAGUUAAAAUUUUAGGAUAUUGGGGACAGGUAUGCGAUGACGGCUUUGGUAUGAUUAAUGCUGACGUUAUUUGUAAAGAGCUUGGUUUCGAACUUGGAGCUUUGGAAGUUAGACCAGGUGGAUUCUAUGGAAAUCUCGAUCCACCCACGAGAUUUAUGGUGGAUCAAUUAAAAUGUCGUGGAAACGAGACCACGUUACGGGAAUGCGAUUUUAACGGAUGGGGAGUUCAUAAUUGUCAACCGGAAGAGGCUGUUGGAAUUGUAUGUAAGAUCGCGGUCAAUACUUGUCAAGAAGGUUAUUGGAAAUGUGACAAUAGUCCAACUUGUAUACCGACUCCUUUCAUUUGUGACGAAGUGACCGAUUGUCCAGAUCAUUCCGAUGAGAGUCCGGAACAUUGCGAUGCACCGUUUGAAUUGCGCUUGGCGAAUGGCAGUGGUUCUCUACAAGGAAGAGUAGAAGUGCGCCAUCACGGCGUAUGGGGCACCGUAUGCGAUGACGACUUUACAAAUGCUACGGCAAUGGUCAUUUGUAGAUCUUUGGGAUACGGCGGUAUUGCAAUAGCUAAGAAAAAUGGUUUCUUUGGGCCUGGUCAAGGACCAAUAUGGCUUGAUGAAGUUUUUUGUCAUGGAAACGAAUCGCAAUUAUAUCGAUGCGAACAUAAUCACUGGGGUCAACAUAAUUGCGAUCAUAACGAGGAUGCAGGUGUAAUUUGUUCACCUGGAGAUAUUAACAAUGCCGAGCAGUCAUAUUGGGUAAACGGCCAAGAACAUCCGGAGCAAAACAUUGACGAGUUACUCCCAUCAAACUGUGGUCAGCGCGCCAAAGAUUUUAAUGACGAUGGAGGCUUAAUAUUUCAGAAAGUGGUACAUGGCUCCAUUGCACCGAGAGGCACUUAUCCUUGGCAGGCGAGCAUUCGUGUCCGAGGGCACAGUCGAUCGAGUCAUUGGUGCGGCGCUGUUAUUAUAUCGCCUCUACACGUACUAACAGCGGCACAUUGUUUGGAAGGUUACAACAAAGGCACUUAUUUUGUUCGUGCGGGAGAUUAUAACACUGACAUAAACGAAGGAACGGAAGUAGAAGCCAACAUCGAAGAUUAUUACGUGCAUGAGGAAUUUCGUAAAGGCCAUAGAAUGAACAACGACAUUGCUCUAGUCUUGCUUAAGGGCCUUGGUAUCCCGCUUGGCAAUGAUAUCAUGCCAAUUUGCUUGCCACCAGAAAAUAUUGAAUAUUCGCCCGGGCUGAAUUGCACGAUCAGCGGAUUCGGUAGUGUCGAAACGGGCAAAACAACACAAUCCAAAGAUUUACGAUACGGCUGGGUGCCUUUGCUGGACCAAUCAAUUUGUCGCGCCAGUUAUGUUUAUGGCGAGGGUGCUAUAAGCGAUGGAAUGAUGUGCGCUGGAUAUCUUGACGAGGGUAUCGAUACGUGCGAUGGCGAUUCUGGUGGUCCUCUGGCAUGUUAUCACAAUGGAGCUUUUAGUUUAUAUGGGAUAACUAGCUGGGGUCAACAUUGCGGUAAGGCGAAUAGACCUGGCGUUUACGUUCGUGUAGCAUAUUAUCGUCGAUGGAUUGAUAAAAAAAUUAGAGAAUCGCUAGCAGGUAGAUGAAAUUAUAAAAUUCGGCAUUUAUAAAAUUUCAAUCACACGUGCAUAUUUGUCUGUUUGUUUAUUUUAUUAUCUUAUUUUUCUUAUAUAAAAAAUCAAUUUCUUUAAAUAAAUUAUAAAUUACUAACAAACUAAUAUUCAUUAACUAUUGUAAUUAUAAAUUACAAUAUUUUAUCGUUAUAUGUAAAUAAAAUACUUACUUUGUUUUAUUA